Messenger RNA from Eurypyga helias (sunbittern), 1507 nucleotides. RefSeq names its product collagen alpha-1(XXVII) chain B-like. The annotation marks the transcript as partial. NCBI's taxonomy places the organism in Eukaryota, Metazoa, Chordata, Aves, Eurypygiformes, Eurypygidae. The transcript is spliced from 2 exons. The record is from RefSeq and is a predicted model, not a curated record.
GGGAUUCUGCUUUCUCUGGACUGUAUUAUGUUUUACCUGGUUCCUGGGAUUCACACAGGGAAAUUCUGAAGAUGUGGAUGUUCUUCAAAGACUGGGCCUGUCAGGGAAAAGGCCAUCGACCGGAUGGUCCUCAUCACGUACAGUUCCUCAAGGAGUCAUUCCUUUCAAAUCAGGGGUCAUCUUCACUCGGCGAGCACGCAUCGAAGCACCGGUCAGUGCCAUCCUCCCCUCAGGCUCCAGCACUGACCUGCUCCUGGUGCUGAGCCUCUGCUCCCACCGCAUCAACAAUGCUUUUCUCUUUGCCGUCAAGAGCAAAAAGAAAAAACUGCAGCUGGGGGUCCAGUUUGUGCCUGGGAAGAUCAUAGUGUAUGUGGGCCACAAGCGCUCUGUAUAUUUUGAUUACAAUGUCCAUGAUGGCCAGUGGCACAGUAUGGCCAUCGAUAUCCGUGGCCAGACAGUCACUUUAUUUACUUCUUGUGGGAAGCGCAGAGUACAUGCGGAUUUGCAUUUUAAAAAGGACGAGGCAUUGGAUCCACAUGGAUCUUUCCUCUUUGGGAAGAUGAACCAGCACUCCGUGCAGUUUGAAGGAGCCAUCUGCCAGUUUGAUAUUUAUCCUUCCGCCAAGGCAGCUCAUCAUUACUGUAAAUACCUGAAAAAACAGUGCAGGCAAGCAGAUACCUACCGGCCGAACCUGCCGCCCCUCAUCCCGCUCCUGCCCAGGAAUCCCAGUGCUUCCCCGAGCACCCCGCAGCAUAUGGAGCCCUCGCUGCAGGGUCUGAGAAACCUGACCACUGCUGCCCUAUCCUUGGCGUUUGGCAGGGUCACUGCACCCCUCAAGACUCGGGGUUCAGGUGCAACAACUGUUACAUCGGUAUCGUCCCUACCAUUGCUGCCGAGACUGACGACCAAAGCCACAAAGGUCACAGUGGCCCCAUCUCCUGUUCCGUCGAGUACUGAAAGACAGCCACCCACCCGUUCCAUCCCUCGGGGGACGGUGACGACCCUCAGAGUGUCUCGGCCCACUCCCAGCACGCGCAUGGAGAAAACUCUCCUUCCCGCUGCCAAAAAAGCCCCACCAACAAGCCAGAGCCCUGCCGUGGCUAGCAGGAAGGAGUCCAAGCAAGAAACCAAAAAGAAAAUCAACCAAAAACCCACCAUUCAGCCCUCUGAAGCACCCAGUACUGUAAGGCCAAUGAGGAGGGUGACCGAUAACACCACCAGCAAUGUCCACUUGGUCACCCUAAAGCAAACCCCGCAGAACCCAAGCAAUGGGCCUCUUCCAAAGAAGCAUGUGCCGUCCCUCACCAGGAAAGUGGAUCCUAGUAACAUCCCUCUGGUGUACACCAAACCACCCCUGGGGUCUGCUCGUCCCCUCGCGAGGGCACAGGGCUUCAACCUCACGACCCCAGCUGCGACCGACGGCUAUCCAGUCUUUGACCCGCACGGACCCACUCCGUUUCCAUUUUUGCUGGGAUAUCAAGGAGUGAAAGGAGAGCAAGGACCUCAG